This is a messenger RNA of Cylicostephanus goldi, 789 nucleotides long. Lineage: Eukaryota; Metazoa; Nematoda; Chromadorea; Rhabditida; Strongylidae. The record is from the annotation of a GenBank genome assembly.
AUGGAGCGCUGGCGGAGCGUCAAAAUUGGCAAAGGUCUCUAUUCCGGAUCUGCAGUGAAUCUAGUGCUCAUUACUCCAGAGAAGGCUAUUAAACUCGUUGCUAAUGACUUUUUUCGUUAUCAUCUUGCCGUUCCUGGGCAGACAAAACUGUCAACCACUCGUGGAGCUAUUGCUGGAGCAGGUGCUGGAGCACUUCAAAUCAUUAUCACUACGCCUAUGGAGCUAUUGAAGAUCCAGCUUCAGGAUCAAGGAAGAACAGGAGCAAAAACAAAGGAUUCUGAAAAGUGGAUGUUGAAGGGCCCAAGAAAAAAGGAUGGUAGUGGUGAUGCCGUUUUUUGGACAUCAUUCUGUGCAGGAAUGACAGCUGGUGCAAUUGCAUCUUUCUCAGUAACACCACUUGAUGGUAAGCAUGACGUGCGCGACUGCAACGCUUGUAAAUGUUCGAUGUUGAAGGGUCCAAGAAAAAAGGAUGGUAGUGGUGAUGCAGUUUUUUGGACAUCAUUCUGCGCAGGAAUGACGGCUGGUGCAAUUGCGUCUUUUUCAGUUACACCACUUGAUGUAGCAAAGACUCGUAUACAAACAAUUAGAAAGAAAGCUCAUGAGCUGGUUUACAAAAAUGUGGCACAAGCACUCUACAGCAUUCUUCGAACUGAAGGCGUUCGGGCACUAUUCAAAGGAGCAGCUUGUCGAGUUAUGGCCGUAGCACCCUUAUUUGCCAUUGCUCAAACAGUUUAUUACAUUGGAGUGGCCGAGAAAAUUCUUGGUAUAAAGAAAGCCACACAUGUCUGA